Messenger RNA from Coregonus sp. 'balchen', 4448 nucleotides. The record is from the annotation of a GenBank genome assembly. NCBI's taxonomy places the organism in Eukaryota, Metazoa, Chordata, Actinopteri, Salmoniformes, Salmonidae.
CGCUACAAUGUUUCCGCUUUGACUCGUGGAAUUCUGAAUAGGUAAGAGUGUUGUUAUUUUGAGCUGAACAAAAAUGGUUAAAUGUUUCUGCUUGUAGGACUUUGUAAUACACAUGUUACAACAUUCUGCUGCUGUCGUGUAGCUUUGCUAACAGGGUGAAACGUUGCACUUGGGGUUUAUUCAUUACGCCGAUUAUGUUGCAAAACAUUUCGUCUGUUGCAAAACGUUUUGCAACAGAAACCGUUUACGCCAAACGGAAAAUGUUUUGCAACGAAACGAGAGUUUAUGGGUGUGUUCGUAAAGUCAAUCUGGAGUGCCAGAGUGCGCACUGGGCGUUCGUAAAUUCAGAGCAUUAUCAGAUUGUCCGUUCGUAAAUUCAGAGCGUUUCGGCUCUCGGAGCGUUCAGAGCGCUGGCCGAGGAGUAGGGUUGAACCUAGCGUUCUGACCUCACAAUCAUUGACACUCUUACUGACAGUUGUGGCUGUUUCGCGUGAUGUAUUGUUGUCUCUACCUUCUUGCACUUUGUGCUGUUGUCUGUGCCCAAUAAUGUUUGUACCAUGUUGUGCUGCUGCCAUGUUGUUGUCAUGUUGUGUUGCUGCCAUGUUGUUGUCAUGUUGUGUUGCUGCCAUGUUGUUGUCAUGUUGUGUUGGUACCAUGCUAUGUUGUUGCCUUAGGUCUCUCUUUAUGUAGUGUUGUGGUGUCUCUCUUGUCGUGAUGUGUGUUUUGUCCUAUAUUUUUUAUUUUAUUUUGUAUUUUUAAUCCCAGCCCCGUCCCAGCAGGAUGCCUUUUGCCUUUUGGUAGGCCAUUGUAAAUAAGAAUUUGUUCUUAACUGACUUGCCUAGUUAAAUUAAGGUUAAAUAAAUAAAAUAAAACAACGGCAGUCAAGUACCCAAGCUAACUGGCUAACGUUGGCUAGCUUGCAAGCUACUUCCAGACAUAAAUGAGAGAACACCUCAUUCUGACCAUUUUACUCGCCCUAGCAGAGUUGGUUAGGCUGUUUUCAUGUUAUCAAGAGCGUUGGUGACUGUAAUUGUGCUGCUAGCAACAAUUUAAUUACGCUUUUUUUGCCUACGUUUACUGACACCGGCCACAUUCAACGGGUGCUCUGGCACACUCAGACGAGAGUGCUCUGAAAUUGGAGUAGAUGGCCAGAGUGAAUUUAAGAACACAGCCUAAAUGGUUAAACGGUUUCCGUUGCAAGUCAUUAUGAAUGCACUCUCCUGCUCAAAUGUGAAUGAACGUUCUCCCAGUUGUAGUUGUUUCACAUGGUCGAGCAACUGAGCAAGUUUUCACAUUUUGGGAGAAACAAUUCGCCAAGUAGGCACAACAAUAGGCCUAUAUUGCCCUGUUCAGUGCAUUAUGCAUUCAAUUACCUUUUUGAAACCUUCAAGAGGAGACUGAUAGAAUUCUCACAAUGUCUCAUUUAGGCCUAUAGCUACUAUACUAUUUACUUAGUUGGAACUGAUAAAUGUCUUGUGUGUGUUAUUAUUUAUCUGUUUGUGUUGACAUGGUUACCAUCAACUACACUAUAAGAUACACAAAUCGUUUUAGCUUUGAAUGUGUUUAGGUGCCUAAUACAAAGCUUUCCCCCUAUAAUGAUUAGCUAGACAACAGGCAGAGUAAUGUCUGAUUUAGCAAAAGAAAAGGCAGCUCGUCUUCUGAAGAAGAGAGGUAGUGUGUCAUCUCUUGGCAGCCAUGAUGUCAGAGCCAAGGAAACAAGGGACAAGACCAAGGAGUGAGUACUGUUCUGAAGUUAAGCAUUUAGCUCAAAUUAUUGAAGAAUUUCAGACUUCAUUUAUUUAUCCAGAUCAAUUAGUUAUUUUAUUUUCUCUGAUGGAAGAUUUGCCUUUAUGAUAUUAAAGUUACAUUCAAAUGCUUGAGGUAGAAGUUGCCCUAGCCACAGAUCUAGGAUCAGAUCAGUAGAUGCCAUACUCCCAAUCCUAACCCAAUACAACCAUUAGGGAGAUGGACAAAUAUCUGACCCUGUAUCAGUGGUUGAGGACAACUUCUCAAACACAUACCUUUUGGUGUUCUUCCACUGAAUCUGAAUACAUAUGGAUCUUGACUUGCAGUUCUAUAAGCACCGUAUCCUAUAUCGAUGAGCCUGGUCACCAUGACGAUAACCCUCGACCCGCAGUACAGAUGGAGAACACCUUCCAAUUGGGUGAGGCCUUUAUUUUCACCACAUGGUAACCAGUGCUAGCCUGGCCCCAGAUCUCUCUCUGUUUGACGUGACAAUGACCACAGUUGGUAAGACAACACAAACAGACCUGGGAUCAGGCUAAUAAUGACAUUCUUAUUUGAAGGAGUGGUUAGUUGGGCUACUAUAGCCUUACAUUACCAUACGGCCAAGUCUUGUUCAUCACUCGGCGAGGAAGCCUGGAUGCUACUUGGAUUAUAAUUGAGUAAUUCCAUUGUGGUUACUCAGUAACUACAUCGCAUUGGUGUAACAUUAUGUGAAACGUUAUGCCCCCCUCUUGAAUAGCACCAUAUCGACGCUUCCCUGUUCUCACGGUCAAUGACAUCCUGAAGGAUGUGCUCGCAAGUUACCUGCAAGAGGAGAAGUAUGAAGCUGAGCUCUGUCGGCAGAUGACAAAGACCAUAUCCGAGGUAAUAUUGAUUGUCAUUAAAGAAUGCCUUUGCUUAUGCAGAGCAAAUCAUGAAAUGAUUCAAGAGUUAUUAUUUUAUUAUUAUUUCAGACGAGAUUGGUAUCUGUACAAUUUGAGGUACCUGGUAGCCUAGAUGCCAGACUGCUUCUACAUUCACCUUACCCUAUAUCAUUGCCCUAGCCUGGUCCCAGAUCUGUUUGCUAUCUUGCCAAUUCCUAUGGUCAUAUCGUAGCAAGCUAAUAUCGUUGCCCUACCAUAAUGUCAAAUUGGCUUAACAUAUUGUCAGGCACACAGGCUAACAGUCUUGCAUCUUUUGGCUUCAAUUUCCAAGGAGUUGUUUAUUGUCAUGUAUGGUUGAUCUUAACAUUGAAAUAGAAAUAGCUUCACCAACAGCUCUCUGAUUCACCUUACAGUGUACAUGGCCACAGUCAUGCCACAAAAAAACGCCCGAUUGCCAAAAAGUGACCGGCUGAGAGUUGAAUGGCUGCUAGCGUUCCCUUUCUCCCUUUCAGUCUGUGCCUCUUCCUUGUCCUGUAGGUGAUCAAAGCCAGGGUGAAGGAUCUGAUGGUUCCCCGCUAUAAGAUCAUUGUUCUAAUCAGCAUCGGACAGCUCAGUGACCAGAACAUGCGCAUCGGGAGCCGCUGCCUGUGGGACGCCUCCAACGAUACCUUCUCCUCGCACACCUUCAAGAACAGCUCUCUCUUCGCCGUGGCCAACGUCUACGCUGUUUACUUUGAGUGAGUCGCCGACCACAGUCACAGAUGACUGCCUUGCACUGUGGGUACUCACGUCCUAUAUAGUCCUAUGUAGUCCGUCAUAAGGGCUACAUAACAGUGUUACAAGCAUGACAUAAUUGAUUUGGUAAAAAGUAAUGACUGUUGGUGUCAGUUUAUGACAACGGUGAUGACACAAAUAAUGUUUUGAUCAGUUAAUUGGGCAGGUUUAAAGCUAGCCAACUGGCUUGUGUCGUGACAGUGUGACGUCGAUUGCCACAAAGGGACACCAGCUGUAAUGUCAUUGUCAUGACAGUCUUAUAAAACCCUUAUGACCGAGCGUUCAAGUCAAGUGUAACCAAAUUGCCUAUGUUCAAUUUCUGUGUUCAUACCACAGAAUGUGGGUAUUCUAAAGUGUCUAUCAUGUGUAUGAUGUUCAUUUGCAUAUCAUGGAGAAUGGUUGUGUGGAAGUGCUGUGAAACCUUCAAAUGAAGGUCAUGCCUAGAGCAUUGGGGUUUUUGUCAAACAAACGUAUCAAGGAAGUAUCAUCGGCAAUAAGAAUAUAGUCUCAGGUAAAAGGAAAUAAGUUCAUACCGUAGUCUGAAUAUCUUUCUUGAAAUUAUUAAUUUUGGUUACAUAUGUUAUUGUCUGUAUAAUAAUGUACCAAUUCUGUAUAAUACAGCAUUUCCUGAUCAUUUAAAUCUCAAAUAGCUUUUGGAAUCACUGUGGCACAUCGUCACACACUGUCUUCUAGCAUAUUUUGAAUAUUGCUCUCAGAUUUUGGAGGGCAUGUUUGAUAUUUUUAGGAAACUUAGACUAAAGAAAUAGUCUAAGUUUCAUCCCGAGAGGCAAAGUCUGUACAGUUCUCAUACAGACCUCAUUCAGCGGAAAUGUUAUUGAACUGAUGACUCAUGGGUUUUCAGUAUCAUAACUUGCUGAAAUAAUUUGCUGAUCUUGUCACAACUCGCUGAAUAGAUUAUCGAUUUUGUACAGUUGUCCAGUCAAAUGUCUACUUGCUGACUGUGACCCAUUCGCUUUGGUUAGCUAAAAUGCCCCAUUGUACAACAUGUAUUGCCUCUUGUUGUAUUAACCAAAGUCAGGUCAAUGAUAAUAAAGCAAUCUGAGG